GUCAACUGUGUGAGGCGGAGCCGCGUCAUUUGAGGACCCGCGAGAAGCACAGAAAACAAAAUGUCUCGGGACCGUUUCAGGAACCGCGGCGGUUUCCAGAGGCGUGGGGGAAUGAGCCCCCCGGUCCGCGGCGGCGGCAACAGGAACAACGCCCCCCACCGACCAAACGGGGCGGGAAACCCGCUCGAGGCCCUGAAGCCUCCGCAGCCCACGCCAGGCCCCGGCCCGCAGCAGUCCCCGGCUGCCAAGGCCGCCGCCCAGGCCUCUCAGAAGCCACAGGAGCCCGACAAGAAGAACGGCGAGGCGGCGGCCGCGCCCAGCCCCGCGGUAGCGGCGGCGGUGACGGCCCGAGGGGGCGCGGGUGGCGAGGCCAAGCAGCACCCGGGCCCCGAGAGUCAGGCCCAGGCCCGGCAGCAGCGCCAGGAGCAGCAGUUAGAGCAGCGGCAGGAGCAGGAGAUCCUGAGGGCACAGCUGUCGCUGCUCCGCAAACCCGGCGAGAAGACCUACACCCAGCGCUGCCGCCUCUUCGUCGGGAACCUGCCGGCCGACAUCACCGAGGCCGACUUCAAGCGGCUGUUUGAGAAAUACGGCGACCCCGGGGAGGUGUUCAUCAACAAGGGCAAAGGCUUCGGCUUCAUCCGCCUGGAGAGCAGAACUUUGGCUGAGAUAGCCAAAGCUGAACUUGAUGAUACCCUAAUGAGAGGUAGACCUCUUCGCAUCCGUUUUGCUACACAUUCUGCAGCUCUGACUGUGCGGAAUCUCUCGCCCUACGUCUCUAAUGAACUACUCGAAGAAGCAUUCUGCCAGUUUGGUCAAGUGGAGAGGACCAUUGUAAUUGUGGAUGAUCGUGGCAGGUCAACUGGGAAAGGAAUAGUUGAGUUUGCCACCAAACCAGCAGCAAGGAAGGCUCUUGAACGAUGCAAUGAGGGCGUGUUUCUUUUAACAGCGUCCCCCAGACCUGUGAUUGUGGAACCAAUGGAACAAUAUGAUGAUGAGGAUGGCCUUCCAGAGAAGCUUGCGCAGAGGAAUCCUAUGUAUCAAAAGGAGAGGGAACAUCCUCCUCGCUUUGCUCAACAUGGUUCGUUUGAGUUUGAAUAUUCCCAGAGAUGGAAGUCUCUUGAUGAAAUGGAGAAACAGCAAAGAGAUCAAGUGGAAAAGAACAUGAGGGAAGCUAGAGACAAACUGGAAAAUGAAAUGGAGGAUGCAUACCAUGAACAUCAGGCAAUGCUGCUGAGACAAGAUCUUAUGAGGCGUCAAGAGGAGCUUCGUCGUAUGGAGGAGCUUCACAACCAAGAAGUACAGAAACGUAAACAACUGGAGUUGAGGCAAGAGGAAGAGAGACGUAGAAGAGAGGAGGAAAUGUUGAUGCGUCAGCGGGAGAAGGAAGAGAUGAUGAGACGCCAGAGAGAGGAGAACUUCAGAAUGGGUUACAUGGAUCCACGGGAGCGAGAGAUGCGAAUGGGUGGUGGCAUUGCAGAUCAAUUUCCACCUGGUAACCAGAGCUUCCCACCUAUGGGAGGAAUGGGCUAUGAAGGCCAUAAUGCAAUGAAUAGCCCCGGAGGACCCAGUGCGAUGAGUGGACAGAUGAUGGGUGCUGGUGGCGCCAGCAACGACAUGGCAGGGCGUAAUGAUCGCUUUGGACAGGGACCCCCAGGUCCUAUGAAUGCUCAAGCCCCCCGUCCAAUGGGGCCUAGUGGGCCUAGUUUUGGUAGAGGGAGAGAAGAAUAUGAAGGAGCUAACAAGAAGCCUAGAUACUAGAGUUCAUACUUUCUUGUAGAGUGCAUUCCAGAUAUGGUCUUUCAUUUAGACAUGGACUCUUCAUUUUUAACAUUUUGUUUUAGUUGGCAGCAACAGUUGCAUUUUAUGCCUAUUUAGAUUUGUGUAUUCACUAAAGUAUCUGUAAAUGUAACAUUUCACGUUGGCACAUUGUGAAUGUUGAAUUAUGUCGUCGAGCAACAGUGAUAGUGCAAGUAGGCAACGUUUCCCAGUACUGACUGUACACUGAAGUGCCAUUAAAACUCUAGAAAGUAUGCUCCAUGUAUUUUUGUUCUGAAUCGUUAUAGAAGCAUGUGUUAAAAUGUGCAGGCUAAAAUGCCUGUUUUGAAAUGGUGGCAUUCUGUAUUUUGGUGCGUCUUUUUUAAAAUUAAAGCCCAUUCGUAGUGCUAA
Messenger RNA from Callorhinchus milii (elephant shark), 2166 nucleotides. Its product is annotated as splicing factor, proline- and glutamine-rich. The record is from RefSeq and is a predicted model, not a curated record. NCBI's taxonomy places the organism in Eukaryota, Metazoa, Chordata, Chondrichthyes, Chimaeriformes, Callorhinchidae. Gene Ontology annotation, molecular function: RNA binding. Gene Ontology annotation, biological process: regulation of DNA-templated transcription. Bases 61 to 1758 code for a protein of 565 amino acids. Gene Ontology annotation, cellular component: nucleus. The transcript has 9 exons.